Prorocentrum cordatum is the source of this 2721-nucleotide messenger RNA. NCBI's taxonomy places the organism in Eukaryota, Dinophyceae, Prorocentrales, Prorocentraceae. The record is from the annotation of a GenBank genome assembly.
AGCCGUCCGUGGCUCAGGGCCCGGGCUUGCCCUGCGGGGGCCGAGCGCCAUGCCCGCGGCGCGCCCCAGCGCCUGCGCCGUGGCCCUGUGGAUGGCGCUUGCGGGCGCCACCCUGGCGAGCGCGCCGCCGCGGGAGCACCACGCCUACUGCAUCAUUGGCGCCGGCCCCGCCGGCUUGCAGUUGGGGCACUUCCUGAAGCACGCGGGGCGCGACUACGCCGUCUUCGAGCGCAGCGCGCGCGCUGGCAGCUUCUUCCGGAGGUACCCCCGCCACCGGGGCCUGAUUUCACUGAACAAGCGGCGGGUUCGUGAAGGCCGCAGCGCGGAGUUCGCGCUGCGGCACGACUGGAACUCGCUGCUCGACGUUCGCGCGGGCGCUAAUCGCACACAGCCAGUCACCGAGCGCAGCAGGGACCUGUUCCCCCGCGCAGACGUGCUCGCUGAGUAUUUGGUGGAGUUCUCAGAGGAGCAGGCCCAGCAGAUACGGUACAACACCACUGUGGUGCGCGUCCGCCGAGACGAGGACCGCUCGGGCUUCGUCCUCUCACUUGCGUUGGGCGCGGCGGCAGACGGCAACUGGCCGCCCACGUCGUCGGGGCCCGAUGGCGGCGAGGUCGGAUGCGGCGAAGUGGUGAUCGCCACCGGUUUGUGGAGGCCCAGGGGUGCAAAGUCGAGGAUCGACGGCGCCAAGCACUUGAUGGGGUACGAGCAGCUCCCGGAGAUAGGCGAGGCCUUCGAGGGCAAGUCUGUGGUGAUUCUGGGGCUGGGCAACGCCGCCAUGGAGACCGCGCAGGAGCUGCAGAAGUACGCAGCCGAGACGCACCUUUACGCGCGCUCGCGGCCGCUCCCUGGCACCAAGGAGAAGGGCGUGCGCUUCGCGUACGAGACGCACUACGUCGGCGACAUCCGUGCAGGAAGAACCACGAUCUUGGACACCUACCUGCUGAAAAGCCUCGACACCUUCGACUACAACAUGUUUGAGGGAGCGACGCGGCUGGUGGUAAUCCCGUGUCAUGCCAGCCGGCUAUGCAUAUGGCAGGUCCAGGAAGGAGAUUGUGCCGACGACCGGUGCAGGGAGGCGCAUCAUGCUGGGGGCCAGGACCUCAGCUACUGGGUGGAUAUCGCCAGGUUCCCCGCCAACUCAAGCCUCUCUUGGCAGGCGCGGCGGUUGAUGCUUGAGCAUUCCGCGGAGGAAGUGGCGCAGUGGGUGCUGGAGCCCACCACGCUACCCGAGGGCCCCCUGGGCGAGCCAAUGACGGUGCCCUGGGAGCAAGCGCUGGCGACGAGGGCGAAGAUGGGUAUCGACGAGGAGGUCUUCGAGACCGACUGGGAGGAGUUCCGCGUCACCACGUUUCUGCUGCGCGAGAAGCCGGCGCUCGUGGACGCGCUGGCGACGCUGCGGAGCGAGCACUCGCUCGAGCCUGUCCGCAACCCCAUGGACCACGUGAUCCGCUGCUUCGGCUGGGCAAUGGACACCUCGAUCUUCGACGCGUCCGUUCCAGUGAGCACGUCUCAUGCGGGGAAGUACCCCGAGAUCACGGCGGGCUGGGAAGUGCGCGGGGUGCCCGGCCUGUACGUGGCGGGCACUCUAACGCACAGCCUGGAUUUUCGGAGGUCAGCUGGGGGCUUCGUCCAUGGAUUCCGGUACUCUGCGCGCGCCCUGUUCCGACUUCUUGAGGAGAAGAACCACGGCGUAGCGUGGCCGAGCACACUUAUCCCACUCGACGUUCCCACUGCAGACGCAGGUCCCUGCGCUGGGCUGGACGAGCUCGUGCUCAAGCUGCGCAGCCGCAUCAACGAGGCCUCGGGCCCCUACCAGAUGUUCCAGGCGCUCGGCGACAUGGUAGUGUUCGAGAGGCAUGCGGAGAGUGGCCAGUGGACGGCCCGCUACAUGGAGGAGGUGCCCCUUGACCUCUUCGAGGAGCGCUACCACAACCACUCCCGACUGACCUGGGUGUUCAGGUAUGCCGAGGGCUUCUACGGGAAGAAGGUCCUUGGUGCCGACCGUGUCGGCGCGACCGUCCCAGAGUUCGCCGAGAUGUCAAACUUCCUGCACCCGCACCUCUCCUUCAAGCUGGCAGGCGAGGACGAGGCCUCCAGGAACCACUGGCUCACCGAGGACAUCUUCACCCACUGGGAAGCCUCCAGCUACUUCGCGCCCCUCGCGAGGUUCGUGGCUCGCACCGUGGCCGCGGCAACGGGCAUCGCCGCCUUCCGCGAGGACGGCGCGUUCUCCGCGGUGCCGCGCGCGGGCGCGAGGCCGGACGCGGGCCGCCAGACGGCCCCGCCCACCGCGGGCGAGGACCUGCCCUCCGAGCCCGCCGACGUUGAGCGGGAGUUGGCGGCGCUGCGCGCGCGGCAGCAGCUGCUGGCGUCGCACCUUCGCGCCCUCCGCGAUGGCGGCAGCAAGGAGCUCUAAGAGGCGGCCGCCGACGUCGAGCGGGAGCUGGCCGCGUCGGCGCGCACGCCAGCAGCUGCUGGCGUCGCACCCGAGCGUCCUCCGCGGCGGCCGUGGCCCGGAGCUCUGAGAGGCUCGGUCGUGGGCCGCAGGCGGCGAGCGGGUGCGCCCAGACACUGCGCAGUUUCCGCCGCGGUUGUUGUCACGGGCGCCACCGUGCUGGCCCCACGUUGGAGCCGGCUCGGGGUCUGAGGUGGCCAUCACCAUCACCAUCAUCAUCAUCAUCAUCAUCAUCAUCAUCAUCAUCAUCAUCAUCAUCAUCA